AUGGAGUGUGGAGAGGUAGCAAGCGCAGAGGCUGGUUUGGGCCAGGGCAGCUCAGUGCCCCCAGCCCUCAUGGACAACCCCCAGGCCAGGCUGACUGUGGUGGCACGGGAGUUAAUAUACAGUCCAUCCUUCUCAGGCCCUGAGGACACAUGUUGCCCCACACUGCUUCUGGAGGGGCCCCAGAGCAUCUGCCUGCUUCAGCCGGAGACUCUAGACUCUCAGGAACAAUGCAUCACCUUUGACAGAGUCCUGGGCUCUGAUGCUGCUCAGGAGGCUGAGCAGGAGCUGCUAGCACGAGUCCAGUCCACACUAGGCUUGGUGGCCCGAGGGUACAGUGUGUCCCUACUGCUUCGGGGUCGGGAAACAGAGACACCUCGGCUUGUACCUCAGCUGUUGCAGAUGCUGUUUGAGGAAACUCUGGCCCACAGGGGCGCUGUUCCUGGGGUUAGCACCCUUAGCCUGGUGCAGCUCAGCCCCAGUGGGAGGACUCAGGACCUGCUCUCUCCAGGGAGAGAGAACCUAUCGGUGUUAGACGUGUCCCCUUUGGGCUUGGUGGUAGAAAAUGCCAGUGAGGUGGAGGUGUCCGACUCAAGAGCUGCCUCAGAGCUGUACUUACAAGCUGCAGGGGAUGAAGGCAGGGCCUGCUCUCUGCUCACUGUCACCAUGUCCUGCCCAGGGCCUGACCCUCCCGAGGGGCCUGGGACCCGGGGUAUGUGGCGAGGGGCCUUGAGGAUCCUGCAGCUCCCCAGAGACCUAGAUUGCCCCCUGCUGCAGGUGUUGGCUGGUAAGGUUAUUGGUGAGGAGGUAGAGGGCUCUCUGCCCUGGAUUGUGUCAUGGCUCCUGGAAGGAAACAACUACACUGGUCUUCUUCUUCGCCUGGACCCUCAAGGUGGCUCCCUGAGCUUACUCAGAGCUGCUCUGUUGGGGGCCUCGGGAAGGAGGAUGCAGGUGAAACAGGUGAGGCCUACCCAGUGGGAUGCAGUAGAAGAGGCACGGGCCCGCCGGGCAAACCUGAAGAGCCUGCGUUCAGGCCUCCUUGGGGACACCCUCACAGAAAGUGGGCUCAGCCAGCUGGGCAGGGCACUGCGAGAGUUGCGGGUGGUAAAAGCCUGGAGCCAGUGCCCAGGAAGCCAGAUGCUCAAAGGGGUCAAAGCUGAGGCUGUGGGGCUCCCAGAACUACAGGUGAUAGAUUCAACAGCAAGCCACAGCCCAGGCUUCCAGGGAGAGCCCAAAGUAGGAGUAACAGCAUCUCUAGGACCUGGGCUCCACCAAAAGCAUCCUCCUAGGCACUCUGAGGAACAGGCCUGGCACGCCCCAGAUGUGGCCCUGCAGUUCUUCUUGGCCCAGGCACAGAGGAAGAGACUUCAAGAACAGCACCAGAUAUGGAUCCAAGAGGAACUGAAGCGGUUGGAACAGGAGGAGGAAGAGGUGGAAGGUGACCAGGUCAAAGGCCUGGUGGCCGGAAAGGAGGCCUUCGAGAGGCAGAGAUGGCACCGGGAGCAGACACUAUGGAGACUCCAGAUGGAGGCCCUUCAGGCAGAGCGGGACACUGCAGAGCAGGACCUCAUGGCCCUCUAUGACGUGCACGUGCAGGCUGCCCGGGCUCGGACAUGCCAUACACUGCAGGUAUUUCGAGCCUGGCGAGGGCUGUGGGAGGAGCAGACCAUGACCACAGAACAUCACCACCGCAGCCUGCUGGCUGGUAUCCUGCAAGACACGCUCCAACUGGCCACACAGAACCAGGAGCUUCAAGCCCAGAACCAGCAGCUUCAGCAGGGUAUAGGCUAGGCUGGGGCCAGUCGUGCUGGAUGGCUGCCCUGGGAAGAAGUCUGGUGAUCAGUAGUCUUUCGGGGUCAGCUGCUUCUCUCUUCAUUCUUCACUGUCCCAGAAGGGAGAGGGAGCUGGGAUAACUACGUUAACCUUCACUAUGGAUAAUGAACGAUACCACUAACCAGGUCUCGUUGUGUCAGUCCCUGCUAGGUACCUAAUAUCCACCUCUUCAUUUUAGCCUUUUUCACUACCCUAUGUAGUAGGUGCCACUUGACCCCCAUUUCAGAGGUAAGGCAACUAAAGCUAGGAGAGGUUAAGUAACUGCCCAAGGACAAGUCUGCUAAGUCACAGAGCCAGAAUUCAAAUUCAAGCCUGUUAGAACUAUAGUUCUACACCGCACAUGUGGUGGUUCACAAACUGAAGUGUGCAGCAGAAUCACUUAGAGAGCUUAUUAAAGAAAAAAGAUUCCCAAACCCUACUCUCCCAGAUUCUUCAAUAGGUCUGCAGUGUGCGUGUGCGUGUGCGUAAGCUUACUAGGUAUGCUCCCAUGGGAGCAAGGCCUGAUGUUCCUCUGGCCAUGAGAAGAGAUGGCAGGAAGGAGUAUCAGUGAGGGAACCAGAGGAAAUAAGAAUCAAAACCAUAUUGAAUCCAUGAGUUCUCUAGCCUAAAACUUGGUUUGUCCUGCCAGGCCCAGCCAGGACCUUCUAUUCCCAAGAGUCCCUCCAAAUUCUCCAGGGCCCAGGUUUCGUGCUUUAGAGAAAUUUGAAAAGUUGUGACAGAACAGUCUCCACUCCAUGGAGCCCUCAAAGGAAAUAAUGCUCCUAGCAAUAGAUAGAAGUCUUUUCUC
This is a messenger RNA of Neofelis nebulosa (Clouded leopard), 2617 nucleotides long. RefSeq lists its product as uncharacterized. Lineage: Eukaryota; Metazoa; Chordata; Mammalia; Carnivora; Felidae. Bases 1 to 1788 code for a protein of 595 amino acids. The record is from RefSeq and is a predicted model, not a curated record. The transcript is spliced from 16 exons.